AGUCCUCAUUUACUUUUAUCAGUAUCGUUGUGUGUUGGCGUGUCGGUAUGGUGCUAUCGGUAAACACUCUCCUCGUAAAAUCGACAGCUGUCCAGGUGGCAGCAAGCCUGGUGGCCAACUGGGGGAUGUUGAAUACAGGGAUGGCUAUGGGGUUUCCUUCCGUGUUGGUGCCGCCUCUUGUGGGUACCGGUCCCGGGCUACAUACUUCUCUUAAGGAAGCUUCCUGGAUAGCCAGCAUAACUUACAUACCAGCUCUGAUAUCAUCACUACUGGCAGGGCCGAUGAUCGACUGGGUUGGCCGCCGCUGGGGACUGAUGCUGAUGAACUUGACGUUCGCUAUCAGCUGGAUAUUACUUGCAGUAUUUCCUUUCUCAUUACUCGCUGUAUACUCUGGCAGAGCUGUGGCGGGGAUGGGAAUAGGUUUGGCUUGUGCCUCUGUCUCUUAUACGGCAGAGAUCGGUACUGUAUCCCUCCGCACAAUCCUAGUCAACUUCAACCCAACUCUGAAGGCACUCGGAAUCUUCCUUGUCUACCUCUGGGCGUGUUUUUAUGAGGACUCAUGGACGGAAACUUCGUACUUUGGAUUGGGCCUGACAAUAAUACCGAUUUUGCUGACACCACUCAUGCCGGAGAGCCCCUUGUGGCUGCUGAGCAGAGGCCGUUCUGAGGAAGCGCUGCAAGCUCUGCAGAACCUGCGAGGAGCGUCAGACCCCGAACAGGUCAAGGAGGAGCUGGACAGCUUCAGCAGCAGAGCGAGCGACAAGCAGCAGACAACCUCCUGGCUCUCCGUCUUCUACAACCUGCGGCAACCUCAGGCCUACAAGUCGCUGAUAUUCAUGUUAACAUUCGCAAUCGCUGGACAUCUCUCUGGAGCGACCAUCGUAAUGAAUUAUGCGAUAAACUUUACACAAAAAGCCGGUUUAGGAGGUGAAGCAUAUUACGUAGCCUUGGUCGUAUCCUCCAUGCGUUUAGUCUCAUCGUUCCUGUCGACUUGGGCCUGCAGUAGGUGGGGUAUGAGGCCCCCAGCCCUGCUCUCCAGCGUGGUCAUGGUGGUAUCCCUGUUGAUGCUGGCACUGUCCGUGUCGUCCUUGCUGACUUUUCCCCCUUGGCUCGUCGGUUUUUUGGUCCUCCUGUACGUCCUCACAAGCAACGUUGCGUACUCCUCCAUAUUCUGGGCCGUCAUGGGAGAGGUGUUCCCCACAUCUGUACGAGGGGUCGCAAAUGGAAUAGCGACAAGUUUUGGCUAUUUUGUAACUUUCCUUGCUAUAAAAUUCUACACACUUUUAGAGCGCUCUUUUAGUUCUCUUCAACUGUUUCUUUUCUUCGCUGGCUCAGGAACGGUUGGCACUCUACUUCUGUUCUUUUUCCUUCCGGAGACUCGUGGUAAAACUCUGUUGGAAAUAGAAGACUAUUUUAAAGGAACAUCGGAAUCUGUUGUCAGCAGUAAGACCAACAUGGAUACUGCCAGCAAGGAGAACCAAAUAAAAGAAUCAUACAUAUUUACUCUACCUGGAAAGUAAAAUAACCGUUUUAUACAUUGUCGACUAAGAGUAGAUAAUGUAUAGUCUUUAGUAAUGUGUCUAUAUCGAAGCAAUACCCUUAAGGACGUCUUAACGUGUUAGUAAAUCUUACAUGACAUAACAGAUUGUAUUACAUGCAUUAAAUUUUUUCCUGUAAAGAAUGUUCCUCGAGGUUUUAAAUGUGUUUUGUAUAAAUGUACUACGGGUCAAGACAUAUGUUGUUUGUGAACAAGGGCGUCAGUCUGUAUAUAUUGUAUAGUUCAAUUAAAAUGUAUAUAUAUGAUAAACUAUUUAAGAUAA
This is a messenger RNA of Homalodisca vitripennis (glassy-winged sharpshooter), 1820 nucleotides long. Its product is annotated as facilitated trehalose transporter Tret1-like. The record is from RefSeq and is a predicted model, not a curated record. Bases 48 to 1520 code for a protein of 490 amino acids. The transcript has 7 exons. Gene Ontology annotation, biological process: transmembrane transport. Gene Ontology annotation, molecular function: transmembrane transporter activity. Gene Ontology annotation, cellular component: membrane. Lineage: Eukaryota; Metazoa; Arthropoda; Insecta; Hemiptera; Cicadellidae.